GAUUCCACUCAGUGUCUCUUCCUUCUACUCAAAUCGCAUUCUUCAGUGUUUGUAAUAUAAAGAGAGUAACGUGCGUGAGGAUGUAGUUUUCUUUCUAUACUUAUAUAUUAAUUAUAUAUUCACGUUCUGCUGCAGUGUCAGUAACUGUGAAAUAAAUUUCAAAUUUUUAUAUAAUUUUCAUAAUAAUUACAAAAAUUUUUAAAAAUAUUGGAGUUCUAUGUUGUGUUUAAGAUUACUUGCAAAUAGUGAAAGUUGUUCGUGUCUUUGACCUAAUUCAGUCUUUUAUGUCUCUUGGACAUAAUAUAUAUUUAUUACAUUCCAAAAUAAGAUAGAAAUUUAUAAUUAUUGAUUGAUAAUAAUUAUUGUUCAUAAUAUUGUAUAAUUAAUAGUUAAUAAUAUAUAGAAAAAAAAUUUAAAUUACGAUAAUGACGAGUACGGAUACACGUGACGUAAUCCGAGUUGGAUCUCGAAAAAGUGAGUUGGCUUUGAAGCAAACAAAAUAUGUAAUAGAAUGUUUAAAAGAAUAUCAUCCAACAAAAGAAUUUCAAAUAAUUACAAUGUCUACCAAAGGAGAUAAAAUUUUAGAUAAAUCUUUACCCAAAAUUGGAGAAAAAUCUCUAUUUACAGAAGAAUUAGAACUUGCCCUUGAAAGUGGUCGUGUUGAUUUUGUGGUACAUUCAUUAAAAGAUUUACCUACAUCGUUACCAGAAGGAAUGGCUUUAGGUGCAAUAUUAAAGCGUGAAGAUCCACGUGAUGCAGUUGUUAUGUCUAAAAAGUAUAAAAAUAAGACAUUAUCUACCUUACCAGAAGGUAGUGUUAUUGGUACUAGUUCAUUACGUAGAUCAGCUCAAUUAGCUAGAAAUAUGCCACAUUUAAAAGUGGAAAAUAUUCGGGGUAACUUAAAUACUAGAUUAAGAAAGUUAGAUGAUGAAAAUGGACCUUUUGCAGCAAUUAUUUUAGCUGCUGCUGGUUUAAAAAGAAUGAAUUGGGAAAAUAGAAUAAGUCAACUAUUAGAACCAGAAGAAGCAUUGUAUGCUGUUGGACAAGGUGCAUUAGGAGUAGAAUGUCGAGAAACAGAUUGGAAAAUAUUGUCUCUUUUAGAACCAUUAUAUGAUGUAGAAACAACUUUAAGAUGUGUAUGUGAACGCUCAUUUCUGAAAACAUUAGGUGGAGGAUGUUCAGCACCAGUUGCUGUUUCUUCAACCUUAAAAAACAAAAUUCUUACUGUUACUGGUGCUGUAUGGUCUUUAGAUGGACAAAAAUUUAUCAAAGAUACUUCUAAAAGUAAAUUGUAUAUACCUGAUGAUGAUGGAGAACCUCCAAAGAAAUGUCCGUAUCGAGAACCGCAACUUUACUGUAGUGUCGCACCUGGUAAAGUAAGCAAUUUAAGUCUUUUGGGUGCUGAACAACUCGGGAAAGAUCUUGGAAAAAAUCUUAUAGAAAAGAAUGCUUUAGAUGUUAUGGCAGAAGCAAGAAAUGAAAUUUUAAACUCCAAAUAGCGCUAAUAAUAGUUAUGAAAAAAUAUAAAAAUUAGUCUUUCUUGAUGAUGAAAACAAAAUUAGGAAAACAAAAUAGAAAUUCACAUUUAAAGAUUUUUAAUAUUUUCAUAAUUAAUUAAUAUGAAAAAAGUACAAAAAAUGACUUAUAAAAAUUCUAGUUCAUUUUAUCACAAUUUAAAAUUAUUGUUUAUUAUAUCGUUUAAUUUACAAUCUUUAUUUUAAUAAGUAUAUUUAUAAUAUAUUCUGUUUUUAUUCCAUUUGUUGCUUCAUAAAUAAAAAAUUGUAUACAGACUUGAUUAUAUAUAUAUAUAUAUAUAUUAUUAAACGCAGUUUAAAGUAAAAGCUAUACACUGCCGUAUUAUAAUUUAAAAGUCAUAUAAAAUGUUAUUGUUACUAGGCAUAAUAAUUUAUAAUGUUUCAUAUUUUUAAAUAAAAUUAUGAAUGCAAUGUAUCAUACUUGACAUUAUGAAGCUUCAUAAUUCAUAUCAUAUAAAUAUCUAUUUUCUUAAAACAGAUGUCAUUAUCAAGAAAACUAAUUAUAUAAAAUAUGUUAAUAUAAAUAUUAUAGUGAAAUAAAAAUUUAUAAAAUAUUAUAUCAUAAAAAAAAUAUAUAACAUUUUUUUUUAUAUUUUAAUAGUAUGAUAAUAAUAAUGUAUAAUUGUACAAUAUUUUUAUAUUGAGUAAAAUGAGUAAAUUUAUUUCAAGUAAAUGAUCAUUGCACUUAUAUAAUAAAGUAAUAUAUCUUUCUCUUAUUACUUUUAUUAUAGAAAUUAUAUCUAUUUUAUUAUUUUCUUUUAUUUUUAUUCAUUAUGCUAAUUUGUCAUUUUUCUGGAAUACAGGUUUCUGUUAAUUAUUUCAUGGAUAUAAAGAUCUUAAUAGAUCAAUUAUUUAUUAAAGAUUAUUAUAAUUAUUAAUAGAUCAUAAUUUAUAAAAAAAUUUAUAAAUCAUACAUAAAUAUUUGUAAAACAUUAUAUAUUUUACGUGUUAUUACAAAUUGUAAGGAAUUAAAAGGAUAUAAAAAAUUA
Messenger RNA from Apis cerana (Asiatic honeybee), 2524 nucleotides. RefSeq names its product porphobilinogen deaminase-like protein l(3)02640. Gene Ontology annotation, molecular function: hydroxymethylbilane synthase activity. Lineage: Eukaryota; Metazoa; Arthropoda; Insecta; Hymenoptera; Apidae. Gene Ontology annotation, cellular component: cytoplasm. The record is from RefSeq and is a predicted model, not a curated record. Gene Ontology annotation, biological process: heme biosynthetic process.